CGUCAAUUGUUUGGUCAAAUGCCUGCACGAGUAGUCAUGGAAUGCCAUCAAUCUAUAGACAACAGCUUAUGUGUUUUGCUCUUUAGACUGAGGCGUUUUUCAGUCUUAAAUUGCUUUACGAAACUGCGAUCAUAUUCAACAAUUGUUUUCUUAUCUAUCGAUUGUAGUCCAUAUGAUCCGAUUUUUAUAAAGAUUUUUACCGUCGAAACACCACUUAAAUUUUCUCGAUGCGAGUAAUCACACGAAAUGAUGGACCAAAUUCUGUUAUGGAUGAAUCACUAUCACAAUCUUGAUUGACAAUGGAAAUAAUGUCAAGGUAGUAAAACGUAAGAAUCAGAAAGAAAGGGUAGGGAAAGAGGAGUAGAAAUGCCACUUGUAACCAAAAGGGCAAAUUGCCUGGAUGAAAAAUCGGGAGGGAAAUUUUGAACAAGUCAAAUCUCAGUUGCGGAGAAACUGACAGUUGGGACUCUGCAGAUGAUGACGUGGACGAGGUCAGCUGAGAUAAAAAAGUAAGCAGAAAACCCCGCCAAAAGUUGCGGGGCCCGCCUUCUGUUUUUUCUCUACCUCCUUUUUCCCAUUUCCCCGUCCCAAAAUAAUCGAAAUCUAAAGCGAAAAACAGAGAGCGACAAAGAGCCCUACUCAGCCUCCAAUUCAUUCCCCUCAGCUGCAUUUAAUCACUUGCGAAUUGCGAUUGCCACCCACUUCUCUCAUUAGCCUGCUCCCUGAUCUCCAUCUGCAAUUAGUUAAUUAAUAUCCUCACAGGAAACAAAUCAUGCUCUGUUUCAGAGCAGCAUGAAUCACACUCUGUUCACACAAUUGAACUCGUCAUUGGAUCGAGUUCUUGAGCUACCCUCUGUUUCUAGAACGGGGAAAGAUGGGUUCUUUGUUGUUCCGGGAGUCGAUUACUGAAACGGGUCGCUUUUGAUUUUGCGGUAAUCGAUUGAGCUCUCGUUUGGUUCUUUUUCUUCUUCAAUGGCGGAUAGUAAAGGGGGCUGCUGGUAUGGCUGGAUGAAGAAGAUUUUUACUUGCCACCUGGCAGAAAAGAAAUUGAAGAGAGGGAAAUGGAAAUGGGUUCCACGGCGGCUGCGGUUGCUGCGGCAGCACCCUGUUAUUCCGUCACCAACCACACAGCUCACGGAAGCCAGAGAGCGGCAGAAGAAUUACGCUCUCACCGUCGCCAUGGCCACCGCCGCGGCGGCAGAGGCGGCUGUCGUGGCCGCCAAAGCCGCCGCCGAGCUCGUACGCCUCACCGCCACCAAUAAUCCUCACCGGAUUUUAUUUAAACGAGACAGGAACCGGGCUGCAAUUCUGAUCCAGAGUGUCUUCCGUGGCUACCUUGCUAGGAAAGCGUUGAGAGCAUUGAAGGGAGUUGUGAAGCUACAAGCCAUUGUUCGCGGCGAGUUGGUUCGACGACGACAAUCUGUCAUCAUCAACAAGCUCAAGCAUUUGGCUCUGCUAGACGAUGUUGAUGAUGCUAACUGUACAGCAGCUUCCAUGGAUGAACAUGAAGAGAAGGACUUCAAGGGGAGGGGAGAGCACAAGCAUCUUGAAUCCCUCCAACCGCUUAGAUGCAGCAGCCAUAGAAGCUGGGAUUUCAGCAGUCUGUCCAAGGAAGAGCUAGAAGCUGUAUGGUUAAGGAAGCAAGAAGGUAGCAUGAAACGAGACAGGAUGAUGAGAUACUCCUUCUCCCACCGGGAAAGGAGGAACUCAAAGUUACUGGAGGAAUUACUGAUGGAGGAGAAUGAGGGGAACAAUGGCAAGCAUUGGAUGGAGAAUCUGAGACUAGUCCCCCUAUCCAAUUCAUUCAAUGGCGAGACCGAAUUCUGCUCGCAGCUUGCUAAAACCAGCAAAGACAACAGCACCAAUUCGCCCGUGGCAAGACGGUCAUUCGGUGGUCACCACACCAGACGGGGGAGCAGCUCAGCAGCACGAGACGUGGACAACGAUGACAAUGGUGGCGAGAUCACAAGCUCGUCGAUCGUGCUGCCAACGUACAUGGCAGCAACACAGUCCGCGAGGGCCAGGACGAGGUCGAUGAGCACGCCGAGGCAGAGAGUGGCAGUGGGCAGAGAGGAUGAUAACAGCAAAGGUGGGAUUGUGAAGGUGCUCUGGUCUUCUGACAAUGGCGAUCUGUUUGGGAUAUCGUCUGCUGGUAAAGAAAUGACGAGCAGGAAAUGCCAUCACCGUGGAUUCAGCCUUGCUUCUCGAGGUUAGAAAUUGGUGUUGGUUAAUUGGUGAGAUGAUACAAGAAAUCUGAAGUUGUAUAGAUAUGAAAGUGUCCUUCUUUUGGUUUGGCUGGUACAUGAUCAUCAUAUUCAUAUUUUUGAACAUCGCUUCGUGUGAGAGGAGUUUUGUUCUUUGCUAUUUGUGGCUGAGAUUUGAGUGUAAAGAGUUCGGCUUGGUGUUUUGAAUUCCAGCUAAAAAGAAGCUGUUUGGAUGGUGGAGUGAGAUUUGAUGCAUGAAUUUGAAAGAACCGCAAAAGGCCGAUUCUCACAGCACAACCAGAGGCCCAAUGGUAAAUGGUGUCUGUGGCCCAACUACAAUAAACAAGCCCAAAUAAAAUCGCGCCAAAUUGACCUACCGGCUACCGGUACCGGAAGCGAGUAAUCAACAUAUUUCCCACCGGCGGCCGCCGCCUAGUGAACCUAUAUGCAAGGGAGUUGAUAAAGGUCGUCCUAACAA
Messenger RNA from Linum trigynum, 2682 nucleotides. NCBI's taxonomy places the organism in Eukaryota, Viridiplantae, Streptophyta, Magnoliopsida, Malpighiales, Linaceae. The record is from the annotation of a GenBank genome assembly.